This is a messenger RNA of Venustampulla echinocandica, 3243 nucleotides long. RefSeq lists its product as uncharacterized. The coding region runs from base 1 to 3243 and encodes 1080 amino acids. The record is from RefSeq and is a predicted model, not a curated record. The transcript has a single exon. Gene Ontology annotation, molecular function: protein binding. NCBI's taxonomy places the organism in Eukaryota, Fungi, Ascomycota, Leotiomycetes, Helotiales, Pleuroascaceae.
AUGAGGCACCACGUCACAGCUCUGCUCUGGGCCCUGGCCCCGUCACUGUUUGCUGCCGUCCUCUCUCUAUCAACAUCAUUACCAUACAACCCGACAUCGAUAUAUCUAUCUCAAUUAUCUUCAACGGCUGGAGACCUCGCAUACGCAUUUGUGCCGAAUCCCGAGUCGAAUUCUCGAUAUGAGCUAUUGUUACUCAACAUUUCCUCUACACUAUGGACAACGAAUCUAUCAGUUGAUAGCACUACCACGAGCCUGCCGUUUACCGUCGACCAAGGACAAGCCUUCACGCCCUCCAUCUCGUCGCUCGAUGAAAUUUCGGUAUAUACUGGGUCGUGUUCGACGCCGAGCACCGCUCAGCUAUGGCAGUUCACACCCUCAAAUAUGAGUGCCAACGGUAAUGGCACAUGGGCGCAACAAAGUACAAGCACCACCAAAGAUGCAACAUAUACCGGCCUCAUGGGGCCCAACUUUCUCUCCGCGGCCCUCAGCUUCUCGGCGUUUGUCAAUGCGAAUGCCUCCCAGUCCAAUAUUUAUAUCUUCGGCGGCAUGUGUCCGGAAUCAGAUGCUACGGCUUCGACUUGGCAGUCUGCUGCUAAUUAUUCUAGCUCCAUGCUUCGAUUCGUGCCUUCGACUCCUUCCGCAGAUACAGGUUAUUCUCUCGCCCGUGCUCUAAGUAAAGGCCCACCGAUCGCCGAAGCAGGCUUCACGAUUACAGGCCUAGCACCAUCAUACUCGAAUAAGUCAGGAGUUGUGACGCAGCAACAGAGCUCAGUGCUUAUCGGAGGACACACGCAAAGGGCUUUUCUCAAUAUGAGCCAAGUUGCGCUUUGGAAUCUUCCUGAGGAGAGUUGGAGUUUUAUUACUGUGGGUCAACAGGCUCCUCCACCAGGCCCAAAUACGGAAUUGGCCAUCAAAAGUAUGGCGACGAGCAUUGAUAGCAGGUCUGGCCAUACCGCUGUGCUCACGGAAGAUGGUUCAAGAAUUAUUGUAUUUGGUGGAUGGGUUGGGGAUAUUAGCCAAGCUGCAGAACCACAGCUUGUGGUGUUGCAUGUUGGGACAGGCUUUGGUGGUGAUAAUGACUGGGAAUGGUCCAUUCCGGGUGCACAACCAUCUGGUCUCGGGACCUAUGGCCACGGUGCUGUGAUGUUACCCGGGAAUGUCAUGAUGGUACUUGGCGGGUAUGAAAUCUCUAACUCGACCACGUCCAAGAGGGAAGUCUCUUCAACCAAUGCCAUGUUUUUCAAUACCACCAGCAUGGAAUGGGGCACGAUGUAUACCAACCCGGCAUAUCUGAAAGCGAUCAGCAAGCCUCCCAGUAGUUCUGGAUCAUCGAAAUCAAAAGCAAAGAAAAUCGGUCUCGGUGCAGGACUUGGUCUUGGCUUUGCAGCUAUUAUCAUCGCAGUGGUAGUAUACUUUUGUUACAGCCGGCGACUGAAGAAAAAGAGAGAAGACGAGCGAGAAAAAGAUCUGAGGUCAUUGAAUAACCGUCCCGCGAACCAAUAUCCUUCGGGACCAAUGCGUCAGACAGGUGGAGGGUUUCCAUGGUCGAAUGGAAGAUGGAACGGGAAUGACGACCAAGAGCGACAGCUUUACGAUUCAGCAGGUGCCCCGGAGGGAUAUGAAAACUUGUAUACCGGAGUGCAUGGCCUGGGAGAUAGUGGAUCCAACCCAACAUCUCGACAGAUUCCUCGCAAGCCUUUGCAUUCCCGUGCGAGGGGGAUUUAUCAACCAGCGCCAGCGUUUGACUUCACCAAUGGUGGAAGCCACGGGCGAGCAAAUAGUUUGGGCACGGCUGGCCCCAUACACCCGAUAUAUGAGGCUGACGAGGAUGACCAUGUGGGAUAUAGUAACGUUGACACUGUCGGGAUGGCGCUCGGUCAUCCUUCGACUGCUGGACCAGCGGACCCGAAGCGGCUUUCGGAUCCCUUCAGAGACACAACACCGUCUCCAACCCGGGAUAAUAGAGGAGAGGGGCCUUAUGAUCAAGAAAGUCCUGCUCACUCACGAGAUCGCGAAAUUCAGGAAUGGGUUUCCGACUGGGCAGCUGCAGAUGCUCUCCUAAACGCACAAGCACGGUCACACUCCAGCGCUGGUCGGAUAUCUCCCACACGGCGCGCCCAACUUGUCGCUGGAACCACUGUCAGCUCUCUUUCAGCAGACGACGAUGGUGGCCGUACUGGAAGCAACCUCAGCGAGGGAAGUUUCGCCGUUUCAGCCAUAUCAAGAUCUGGCUCUAGCUCCCACGGUCGUUCAAGGAGUAACUCCCUUCGAGGCUUUAUAACUAGCACCAUAAAUCCAUUCACAUCAAGUGUCUUGUCUCCAACGGAAGCAAGCACAACCAUGAGCCCAAUGUUCGAUUCGAGACCACACAGCUCGAAAUCAAAUCAGCCGCCACCUAGGAGUGCAGGGAGCGGCACUAGUAGUUUUACAACUGCUCACACCAGCUUUACCGCUUUACAAGCGGAAGCAGAAGGUCUACUCCUACGACCAGGAGAGCUCUCCCCAAGUGGUGACAAUUCCCCUACGCGAUCACAACCUGAGCAGCCUGGCAGCCCGUCAAAAAGUAAAGCUCCUGGCGGUCGUCAAGGCCGGGGACAAGGAAGCUGGCUAGGCAGUCUACGACGUGUUUUUGUUGGCGAUUCCACCAGUGAGGAUGUCUCCCCUGAUUACCAUACUCCACCAAGUAGGGAACCAAGCCCUACCCGUAUGGACCAUGGUAGCGGUGCGGCACCACGCCGGACCGUAAGUGCAGGCGCCACAAUGUGGCGACGAAAGCAAGGAAAAGGAGACUGGGAAGACAGUGCCGAAGGGGACAGCGCCACCAGGUCAAAUACAUUCACGGGCGAUUACCCCAGGGAAGACGAGUCCCUACCUGGUAAGGGCAAGGCGCCCCAAGAAGAAGAGGAUGAAUGGGAUAUCGAGCGUGCCGUCCAGAACCGUGUCGUGCAGGUUAUGUUCACGGUUCCCAAGGAGAAACUACGGGUUGUGAAUCAUGAUGUUCUGGAGGAUAAGAGUGAAGUGGGGAGUUUGAAGAGUAAGAGUGGGAGUGCGAAGAGUGCGAAAGAUGAUGCUGCUGCCGCGCAGCCUUCUAUAGCUGCUAUUACUGAGGCAGCUUCGAAGAGCGCUGGGCCAUCUAUGGAAACUAUUUCCGAGACGAGUAGCAACAGCGGGAGAGCCAAGAGCAAGGUCCUGGAAAUGGUUGAGAAGAUGGAGGGAAGGAGUAGUCCUGAUCGCUCCUUUUGA